AUGGUUGAAAAGGAGGAAAGUGAUACAGAAGCUUUUAAAGUUUUUUUUGGAAAGGAGUGUCCAGGCAGGUUCCCCAAAGGAUAUAAGACCGCAAAUGCAUUCAUCUACAUUACUCAUGCUCCAUGUCAUGGAAAGCAAUGUAUCAAUGAAGAUGUUGAAAAGGACGAUAUAAAUGAUGAAAUUCAAGAGGACGACAUAAAUGAUAAAAUUCAAGAGGACGACCUAAAUGAUAAAAUUCAAGAGGACGACGUAGAUGACGAAUUUCAAGAGGACAACAUAGAUCUAGAUGAUGAAUUUCAAGAGGAGGAUAUAGAUGGUGAAUUUCAAGAGGACGACGUAGAUGAAGAAUUUAUGGAGGAUGACAUAUCUAACGAAUUUCAAGAGGACGAUCUGGAUGCUUUACUCCUAGAAGACAAACUUGAAUGA
This is a messenger RNA of Vicia faba (fava bean), 426 nucleotides long. The record is from the annotation of a GenBank genome assembly. NCBI's taxonomy places the organism in Eukaryota, Viridiplantae, Streptophyta, Magnoliopsida, Fabales, Fabaceae.